CCAGCGUCGACUGCCGGGCGGGCGGCGCGRGCCCUCCCACUCUUCGCCGCGCCGCCUCACGGCCCCGGCCCUCGCUUCACCCCGACGCCCCUGCGUGCGCCUCCUGCCGCCGGCCUGCAGGCCCGGGGCCUCCGCCUGCUUCCCCGCCGCUGCUCCUCGCGGCGCUGCUCGCGUUCACGCUGUCGCCCGGCCCGGCGCGGCCGCGGGCAACCGCUCCCCCUCCCGCACCUACCCCGCCCCCUCCCCGCCUUUUCCGCCCUCCAGUCCCCCUCCCUCGGCCCGCUGCCGCUGCUCCAGAUGAGGUGAUGGCAACGGCCAACUUCGGCAAGAUCCAAAUCGGGAUUUACGUGGAGAUCAAGCGGAGCGAUGGCCGAAUACACCAAGCAAUGGUAACAUCUUUAAAUGAAGAUAAUGAAAGUGUAACUGUUGAAUGGAUAGAAAAUGGUGACACAAAAGGCAAAGAGAUUGAUCUGGAGAGCAUCUUUUCACUUAACCCUGACCUUGUACCUGAUGAAGAAAUUGAACCCAGUCCAGAAAUACCUCCACCUUCAACAUCUUCAGCCAAAGUAAACAAAAUUGUGAAGAAUCGAAGAACUGUGGCAUCUAUUAAGAAUGACCCUCCUCCAAGAGAUAAUAGAGUGGUUGGUUCUGCACGUGCACGGCCUAGUCAGCUUCCUGAACAGUCUUCCUCUGCACAACAGAAUGGUAGUAUUUCAGAUAUAUCUCCAGUUCAAGCUGCAAAAAAGGAAUUUGGACCUCCUUCACGUAGAAAAUCUAAUUGUGUGAAAGAAGUGGAAAAACUACAAGAAAAACGAGAAAAAAGGAGAUUGCAACAGCAAGAACUCAGAGAAAAAAGAGCUCAGGAUGUUGAUGCUACAAAUCCAAAUUAUGAAAUUAUGUGUAUGAUCAGAGACUUUAGAGGAAGUUUGGAUUAUAGACCACUAACAACAGCAGAUCCUAUUGAUGAACAUAGAAUAUGUGUUUGUGUAAGAAAACGACCACUCAAUAAAAAAGAAACUCAAAUGAAAGAUCUUGAUGUAAUCACAAUCCCCAGUAAAGAUGUUGUGAUGGUACAUGAACCUAAACAAAAAGUAGAUUUAACAAGGUACCUAGAAAACCAAACAUUUCGUUUUGAUUAUGCCUUUGAUGACUCAGCUCCUAAUGAAAUGGUUUACAGGUUUACUGCUAGACCACUAGUAGAAACUAUAUUUGAAAGGGGAAUGGCUACAUGCUUUGCUUAUGGGCAGACUGGAAGUGGAAAAACUCAUACUAUGGGUGGUGACUUUUCAGGAAAGAACCAAGAUUGUUCUAAAGGAAUUUAUGCAUUAGCAGCUCGAGAUGUCUUUUUAAUGCUAAAGAAGCCAAACUAUAAGAAACUAGAACUUCAAGUAUAUGCAACCUUUUUUGAAAUUUAUAGUGGAAAGGUAUUUGACUUGCUAAAUAGGAAAACAAAAUUAAGAGUUCUAGAAGAUGGAAAACAGCAAGUUCAAGUGGUGGGCCUACAGGAACGGGAGGUUAAAUGUGUUGAAGAUGUACUGAAACUCAUUGAUAUAGGCAACAGUUGCAGAACAUCUGGUCAAACAUCUGCAAAUGCACAUUCAUCUCGGAGCCAUGCAGUGUUUCAGAUUAUACUUCGAAGAAAAGGAAAACUACAUGGCAAGUUUUCUCUCAUCGAUUUGGCUGGAAAUGAAAGAGGAGCUGAUACUUCCAGUGCAGACAGGCAAACUAGGCUUGAAGGUGCUGAAAUUAAUAAAAGCCUUUUAGCACUCAAGGAGUGCAUCAGAGCCUUAGGUAGAAACAAACCUCAUACUCCUUUCCGAGCAAGUAAACUCACUCAGGUGUUAAGAGAUUCAUUCAUAGGUGAAAACUCUCGUACCUGCAUGAUUGCCACGAUAUCUCCAGGAAUGGCAUCCUGUGAAAAUACUCUUAAUACAUUAAGAUAUGCAAAUAGGGUGAAAGAACUGACUGUUGAUCCAACUGCGGCUGGUGAUGUCCGUCCAAUAAUGCACCAUCCACCAAACCAAAUUGAUGACUUAGAGACACAGUGGGGUGUGGGAAGUUCCCCUCAGAGAGAUGAUCUAAAACUUCUUUGUGAACAAAAUGAAGAAGAGGUUUCUCCACAAUUGUUUACUUUCCAUGAAGCUGUCUCACAAAUGGUAGAAAUGGAAGAACAGGUUGUAGAAGAUCACAGGGCAGUGUUCCAGGAAUCUAUUCGAUGGUUAGAAGAUGAAAAGGCUCUCCUAGAGAUGACUGAAGAAGUAGACUAUGAUGUAGAUUCAUAUGCUACACAACUUGAAGCGAUACUUGAGCAAAAAAUAGACAUUUUAACUGAGCUGCGGGAUAAAGUGAAAUCUUUCCGAGCAGCUCUACAAGAAGAAGAACAAGCCAGCAAGCAAAUUAACCCCAAGAGACCCCGUGCCCUUUAAAUUGGUAUUCGCUGCUGAAGGAUCCCCAGAACCCUCACUACUUACUGUAACAUAAAAUGGUUCAGCUGUAAGGGCCAUUCRAAAGUUUGAAAUUUUAAGUGUCUGUGGAAAAUGUCUUGUCCUUCACCCGAAUGACAUUUCAAUUUUGUGAAACACUCAAAAGUCUACAAAAUGCUUCUAGUCCAAGAGGCACAACGAAGAGUUGGAAUUAGUGAAGCAUUUUGUUUCAUUUACCCAAAUAGCGAUUUACUUUUGGAGAUCCUUGCCAAUUUUAUUUUCUAUGUGAUGAAGUAAGAUUGUGGACUUGAUCCAGAGGUGAAUUGUAGGGAGAAGCCACAGCAUUUCCUGUUAACUCAGUUCAAUUUUCAUAGCGAGAUUGAGCAGUUUUAAAUCCUUUGCGUGCAUGCAUACCUCAUCAGUGAUUGUACAUACCUUACCUACUUUUAGAGAGCUGUGCUCACCUUUUCCUGCUCUGUGCCUUGAUUAAGGCUAUCGACCCUAAAUUUCUUAAGCACAGCCAUGAUAAAUUACAUUCCUUAUUUGUCAUUGUAAAUUACCUUUAUUGUGUGUACAUUUCUACUGUGUUUGAGACAUUUUUUUGUGUGACUAGUUAAUUUUGCAGGAUGUGCCAUAUCAUUGAACGGAACUAAAGUCUGUGACAGUGGACAUAGCUGCUGGACCAUUCCAUCCUAUAUGUAAAGAAAUCUGGAAUUAUGACUUUAAAACCAUAACGUGAUUUUAAUUUUCUUAGCAUUUUCUUUGUAAAAAAAAAAAAAACUAAAAUAUAAACUAGUUGGUGUAUAAUAAAAAGUAAUGAAAUUCUGAGAAGAGUUUUAUCUUAGGAUGAUAAAUAUAUAUGCAGUGUGUGUGCCAGUGUGGUAUUAACAAGAGUAAUAGUGCAAUUUGUUCAUUUCCAGUACCAUUUCUUAAGUUGAAGUGUUCAUUAGCACCCCAAAAUAUGCCUUUAAAUGUACUGUUAAAGGAAAUUGGCUUCUGAUGCAUGAAAGUAGUUCAUAAUAGUAGUUAGUUUAAGCCAAGUGUAGACAGUAACUCCCUUGAAAAAGAAUUAAGCUGAGAGAGUUGACAUUGCCUUAAAAGGCAGAUCUAACCGAAGUUCCAACCUGUACUUAAUAUGUGAUGUUUCACCAUUAUUUGGUAGGAAUAGUGAAAUUCUCACCAACAGAUUGGUGGUAAGGUAUGCUACUCUUUAAAUGGCAGCAGUUACUUUUGCAGAUUGGUACUCAAGAAAACUGGCCUUUUUUUCCAUGUAAAUAAUUUGUCAGAAAUUUCUCUCUCGGAGUUUUCCCUGUGUUCCCAGGAUAGAGUCCAGGAGUAGAUGAAUAACAAAAUCUAUGAAGGACCAUCUUAUUUUGAUUUACUCUAGGGAACAAGUAGCUCAUCCAUGAGCCAAAGGGAAGCUAUGACAGAGAGUCAUGAGCCAGAUUCUCUACUUCACCGUCUAUAAUACUCUCAGAGGGUAGCUGUGAGAAAUUCUAAUACCAUGGUGAAAAGCUCUGUAAACAUGAAAUCUAAAACAAAUGUAGAUUUUUUCAUAAUAUGCCUAUUAAUAAAUGAAAUCUAUGGUAU
Molecule: messenger RNA, 4013 nt
Organism: Urocitellus parryii (Arctic ground squirrel)
Lineage: Eukaryota; Metazoa; Chordata; Mammalia; Rodentia; Sciuridae
Gene: Kif2a
Product: kinesin family member 2A
Biological process (GO): microtubule depolymerization; microtubule-based movement
Cellular component (GO): microtubule
Molecular function (GO): microtubule motor activity; microtubule binding; ATP binding
Source: RefSeq, a predicted model, not a curated record